AUGGCAGAGAUACUGGGCCUAGUUUCCAGUGGACUCAGUGUAGCUUCGAUCGCAAUCCAAAUCAGCGACAGUGUACUCAAGCUGAAAGAGUUCUGGUCCUCUGUCAAGGAUGCUCCAGAAGACAUCAAGUAUCUCGUCGAUGAGAUUGACACGCUCGGCUUGAUUCUUACCGACAUCGGAAAUAAUGAAAGGCGACGUGAUUCAUCACUGGUCGGGUUUGCAUCAGCGAGGAAGUGUCUCGCGUUAUGCCAGAAGGGUUCCCGUAUCUUGGAAGAAGUUGCCAAUGAUCUCGAAGACAAGAUUGGGAACAAGAGAAGAGUAGGCGCGUUUAGGGCUGCGUUGAAAAUAGGGAUGGUCGAGAAGUUGAGGGAUAGGUUGAAGAAUGCGCAAUUCAUGUUGAUGCUUUCGAAUCAAACUUAUUACCAGUAA
Mollisia scopiformis is the source of this 429-nucleotide messenger RNA. RefSeq lists its product as uncharacterized. The transcript has a single exon. The record is from RefSeq and is a predicted model, not a curated record. Bases 1 to 429 code for a protein of 142 amino acids. Lineage: Eukaryota; Fungi; Ascomycota; Leotiomycetes; Helotiales; Mollisiaceae.